UUGUGCAAAAAAUUGUACAGUAAUUUUAUGGUGAAAAGGUUUAAUUGUCUUCUAAUAUAUUUGUGGUAAAUACAGGUGAAAGAAUUACUUACCAAAGACCAUGAGAGGGUAAACAGCAUGUGUCCAAAUGAUUUUUUGACUGAAUGCGCACCACAAAAUAUCACAUAAUAGUCCCACAGAGAACAUUAAACUGGCCACCAGUGUCUUCUAUGAGCUGGCGUAGCUCAAGUCAGUAUAGUUGCUGGAUGACUGGGGUUUGAUCCCUGACAAGGACAGAAGAUCUUUCCUCCAGCCUCUGGGGCCCACCCUCCAAUGAGUACUGGGGGUAAAACGAGACCGUGGCGUGAUGCUGACCACUCACCCCACCUAGUGCCGUGGUCAAGAAUGAAUAGGAGCUUUAUCGCCUCUCCCCACAAUCGCCUACAUGGCGUAUAAUGGGGCAGCUUUAUUUUACAAAUGUCUUAUAUUUUUCCAGCCACUGCUCUAUCUUUGGGAGGGUGAGCAUUUGAUGACGUGGAGUAACAAUGGACUCGUGUGUUUUGAAAAAUGUUGAUAAUUCGAAAAGUUUUACAUCGAUUGAAUAUUGUAUACGAAGGUCCCAGGUAUAAACUUCGGUCUCGAGUCUAGCUUCCCUGAACUUCCUCGUUCUCUCGAUGUAAAACGACUGUAUAGUACCUUAAAUUGGCCACGAUCUCUUCCUGCUGUUGUUUGGCACACCCGUUAUGUAUAAUCUGAGCAGCGUCGUACGUAUGUUCGCCCUGGUCCUUCGACUCAAUCGUAAUAUAAGUGGGGUACAAAUGUGGGCGUCGUCCCUCCCAAGGCCCACCGGGGUCGUUGAGAUGGUUUUGAAAGGCAAAAGUUGUGGGUGGCCUGGAGGCUCGCAGCAUCUGGAAGCAAUUGCCUUACAGGGCGACCUGAAUAAACAACACAGGGUGGAAUUCCAGCCAUGUGUGCGCCUACUUUGUUCGAACAUAACCGAUAAUGGUCACGUCGUCGGAUAUUUAGUUGUUGGUUGUCAGUACUUUUCGAAUGUUCGGUGCUGUUUAUUGAGGGCUCGUGAUUCGGGCUUAUGCGUUAGGCUAGUUAGAAUCCUUUAAAUUCGUGGGGGGUGGGGCUGCUUGUGGGGUGUUGUCUGGUAGAAAUUAACCGACGUCUUAACCUCAAUGUUGGGAAAUUAAAGGGGAAGUGGACGGAUGGUUGGGUAGGUCCUCCAUGAGUGGGACAAAUGCCUACAAAAUAUCCGGAACCAGGGCGCUGAAAUUGUUCUCUGUCGACGCCAAUGCUAGUGCAGACGAUAAUGCUAAAUGCUUAUAGGAGCCUUUCGGACUGGUAGAUGGUGUGGGAGGAGUUGACAGUGAUGAAUUUGUGGGCGUGCUGGAAAUGAAGAUGGCGGAAAUCUGGAGCAUCCUCGAGACAACUUUCCAGGACUUCCUCACACGUGCGUGGUGGGAGCAACUCAAUGGUUAGUGUACGGCUAAGACGUUAGAUGUUUAAACUGAUACGUAGUCUUGAGCACUGCGUAUAUAGGCCUGUGGAUCUAUAAUCGUUUAAACAAUGGACGCUUGCGAUGUUAUUUAAAUAUGAUACUGAAUGGUUGUUGAUAAAUCAGUCAAUUUGGAGUGUGUCUCGUGUUUGAAUGCUGAUCGAAUGCAACACUGAAGACUUUCGUUAUAUUUGUGUAACGUCUCUGACUACUGUCAAUAUCCAUACAGAAGUUUGAGUGUUGUAUGAGUGGUUGGUUACAAGACCCUUAAAUGUGAAAUAUAGCAGCCGUUUGAGUGGGGUGGAAGUGUUUUAAGAACGAGAAAUCAGCUGCAGUCAGUAACCGUAACUGACGAAAUGUACGAAGUAUGUGAAGUUUUAAAAAGUAAUUUUAAUAAGUGCAUUAACACAUUGUCUUAGUAACAGGAAAUUGACAAUUCUGUUAUAGUACGGUCAUUUCGAAAUUGUAGACCGACAGUAUUUGGACCGAUAAAUGAUUUGAGCUACAACAAUGAACAGUAUCGACUGUCAUUUAUCACAAGGAGACAAUUGAUAUCGAUAUGGAAGCUGAGUACAUCAUGGGGACAUUGGAGUCUGAAGACGCGGAUGUGCAGGGGGCGAAGAGAAGACGCCAGAUGUUGCAGCAGCCCCUCGUACUGGAGGGAGGAAAGCACAGAAAUCAGGCAAAUGCUCGAGAAAGGGACAGGACACACAGCCUGCACAGUGUCAACUCCGCCUUCACGAUGUUAAGGACGCUCAUCCCCACGGAGCCGGCUGACCGGAAGCUGUCGAAGAUUGAGACCCUUCGGCUGGCCUCCAGUUACAUCUCGCACCUCGGCACCCAACUGCUGGCAGGUCCUGUUGACCAGCCAUGCCUCAGACCGAGUGUUCAUCCUCGAGGGGACUUCUCCCCUGAACACCAGCUCCUGGGGGCGCAGCGUUCAUCUCUCUGCACAUUCUGCCUCGCCAAUCAGAAGAAAGUGAAGGCGUCAGCGACUCAGGGUGCCGUGGACCCGUUCAGAUACACAGUUCAGCCGCAUGGGGGCCAAGCCGUCGUUUUCUACCCUCCACAAACUCCAGGCCCCGUCAACUCUACAGGAAUGGAUUCUUUCCUGUGCUGAACUUCUAUAUCCGCGGCCUCAGGACAACGCGGGGAUCUCGCUGUUCCAUUCACUUCUUCUGUCCAGUCACAUGACGUUACUGUUGUUCACGUGAUUGUUGACAAUGAAUAAGCCUCAUUGUUGGCGUGGUGCAUUGAAUUGUUAAACCUUGUUGGUUUUAAUAUUAUACGCACUACCAAUGUGAUUCAUGUUUUUCCAACGUGUCAGCACAUUAAAACUUUGUGUGAAGUUA
Messenger RNA from Zootermopsis nevadensis, 2835 nucleotides. The record is from RefSeq and is a predicted model, not a curated record. Lineage: Eukaryota; Metazoa; Arthropoda; Insecta; Blattodea; Termopsidae.